AUGGCGGCUGAUAUGGACAUCGACUUUACGCGCCGCAACAAGAAGCCCCGCCCGCUGACGGAGCACGAGAAGGACAAGCUGGAAGAAUUCGUCGAGGCGAUACAUUACUCUUCACGAUACUCGGAUGAGGAGUAUGAGUACCGACACGUGCAGCUGCCGAAGCAGAUGCUCAAGCAGAUACCGAAGGAGUACUUUGACGGGAGCCGAGGCACCCUGAAGCUGCUGUGGGAAGAGGAGUGGAGGGCGCUGGGCAUCACCCAGAGUCUCGGAUGGGAACACUACGAGGUCCAUGAGCCCGAGCCGCAUAUCCUGCUCUUCAAGCGACCGAUCAACUACCAGCCGCCAAUGCACUGA
Molecule: messenger RNA, 354 nt
Organism: Didymosphaeria variabile
Lineage: Eukaryota; Fungi; Ascomycota; Dothideomycetes; Pleosporales; Didymosphaeriaceae
Product: Cyclin-dependent kinases regulatory subunit (Cell division control protein cks1)
Exons: 4
Coding region: 1-354 (117 amino acids)
Biological process (GO): regulation of mitotic cell cycle
Cellular component (GO): SCF ubiquitin ligase complex; cyclin-dependent protein kinase holoenzyme complex
Molecular function (GO): cyclin-dependent protein serine/threonine kinase activator activity; protein kinase binding; ubiquitin binding
Source: RefSeq, a predicted model, not a curated record